Messenger RNA from Mastomys coucha (southern multimammate mouse), 1168 nucleotides. RefSeq lists its product as uncharacterized. The transcript is spliced from 5 exons. The record is from RefSeq and is a predicted model, not a curated record. Lineage: Eukaryota; Metazoa; Chordata; Mammalia; Rodentia; Muridae. The coding region runs from base 69 to 1040 and encodes 323 amino acids.
CAGGUUCUGUUACCAGGGGCGACGGCCACAACAAGCCGGUUUCUUAGCUUCCCAGAGAGGGUGAGGACAUGGCAGGUCGGACCCUAGCUCUGCGAUAUGGGCCCCCUUGGUCCCCCAUUUCUGAAACUGAGGUCCUUGGAACCUGGCCCAACUGGCAUCUGACCAGCAGCGGGGUCGCCCACCACAGGAUCCCACCGGUGUCCUUUCUUCCGCCUACUCUCCAGUCUGUGGUCAAGGCGCCCCUGCCUGCAGUCUCGAAGCAGGAGCCACACAUCUGGGCUUUCGACGAAGUCAUCAGCAGAUGGGAAACCACUUCAGGCUCAGCACACACACCCAAGCCACGUGGUGGCCCCUGUGCUCAGCCCAAGGCACCAGAGCAUGAGGACCCCAGGCGGACACUUGGCAUCAAGUCUUUGGCAGAAAAGCUAAGAAGACACGAGGGACGGGGUGUCCCCCUGAUCACAAAAUACCAGGUCAGUGAGAUGAAGGCACAGUACAAGGGCUUGCCAGAUCUGGAUCAGAGUGCCCCCCUCUUUGUGGAGCCCCAGUCCCUGGAGUUUAUUGACCACCAUCGCGGGGGACCUUCUCAGGCCCUCAUCCCCUGGACGAGGAACCCCGAGAUGGCUGGCCAACCCUUCACAGUGAACAAGAUGGGCGUCCUAGAUCGGCUCCAACCCUAUCUGACCACUUCCGCACGUGACUUCACAAGGCACUUGUCUGGAUAUCCCCACCAGAAACCAGUGAUGGGCCAGAGCUGGCCGAAGAAGGCAUCCCGCCGAAAGCUGGAAAGUUCACCGAGGGUGCGCCCAGCCUAUGCGCGCCCGUCGCAACCGGUCGUGCCGUAUCUGAGAACCCUAUCUCUGACCCGGGAGUCCUACGGACCCUUGGCGCACCCACUCUGUGGGAUGAACCGCUUUUGCCCAGUAGACGCACGCUGGGGCGGCCCCCAUUGGAAGCCAGUGACCGGCCUCUACAGUGUACCCAAGGCCUACUGCACUGAGAAUUCCCGCUACGGGAGUACCAGGGCGGAGCUGGUGUGAGCGUGCUAAGCCCACCCACCACGCAAACCUCGGCAUCGGAUUUGUGGGCGGGCCAACCCAGACACACCCCUUACUUCCAGAGGUUCCUCCUGGUGAAAUUUACUGAUCAAAAAGUUUUAUAGCUGAAA